This is a messenger RNA of Fomitiporia mediterranea MF3/22, 1872 nucleotides long. Its product is annotated as S-adenosyl-L-methionine-dependent methyltransferase. The transcript is spliced from 7 exons. NCBI's taxonomy places the organism in Eukaryota, Fungi, Basidiomycota, Agaricomycetes, Hymenochaetales, Hymenochaetaceae. Bases 1 to 1872 code for a protein of 623 amino acids. Gene Ontology annotation, cellular component: nucleus. The record is from RefSeq and is a predicted model, not a curated record. Gene Ontology annotation, biological process: peptidyl-arginine methylation. Gene Ontology annotation, molecular function: protein-arginine N-methyltransferase activity.
AUGUCUGUACAUAAGCUUCCCGCGGCGACGAAUGAGCUUGAAAAAGCUCAGAGCCGACGUCGAUUGCCAAACCUGUCGGACGACGACGAUGGCCCGCGCGACUCUAAUUCAUCUUCCUCGACUGGUGAGGACGAUGAUGAGAAUUGGGACGAUUGGGUUUCAAGUGAGGGCGAAGAGCACGAGCCGUGCAUAUCCCUCUUUGACGGCUCGUCACAUCCAAACGUGGAUGCAUCUCUCGCCUAUGACAAUGGAACCUUCGGUGUCGAUAUUCUGGCUAUCGCGAGUCGGCUGCGUUUGGACUUCCACGGACGUGUACGUCUCGUGAACUACAUUCGCAAGGUCAAACCGAGCACGGUUGACGUCAAUGCACUGACGGGUCAAGAAGCGUUCUUCUCUACCGACGAAUAUCUAAUCCCUGUCAUUCAGGACGAUCCACUCCUCCAGUUUGGAUCGGACAACUGGUCGGACGAUGAAGGCGAGAGCUGCGCAGCCUCGGAGGGGGGAGAUAAAGACAAGAUGAUACGUGCACUCUCAAGACAACUCGAGCAGGCCAAGAAGGAUCUGAUGGAUUUUCGAGCACUUGUCAAGCAGCAGUUCCGCGAUUCAGAAGUUGCCAAGGCCUUGGCUGGUGAGAACGAGCAGGCCACAGCUUCGUCUUCGAAAGCCGAAGGCACACCUAAGAGGGAUGACGAUACUCAUUACUUCGACAGUUAUGGCGAGAACGAAAUUCACUACGUGAUGCUUCGCGACAAAGUGCGCACAUCAACGUAUGCAUCUUUCAUUCUCAAUUCACCUGAUGUCUUUCGCGAUGCAAUCGUGCUUGACGUGGGUUGCGGUACCGGAAUCCUAUCACUUUUUGCUGUGCGUGCAGGUGCGAAACGCGUCUUUGCUGUCGACGCAAGCAAGAACAUUGCAGAGAAGGCGAGGGAGAUUGUCAGAAUCAACGGAUUGGAUGAUGUUAUCACCGUUAUUAACAGCAAGGUGGAAGAUAUCUCUCUGCCUGACGGAAUAACUCAAGUCGACGUAAUUGUCUCCGAAUGGAUGGGCUACGCACUUCUCUAUGAGUCUAUGCUCGACUCUGUCCUCGUCGCGCGUGAUCGUUUUCUGAAACCCAGAGGUGGCCUUAUCGCUCCGAGUCAGGCGCGCAUGUUACUAGCCUUAUCAUCAGCCAACGAGGUCGUUAAGGAUCGAGUCGAAUACUGGUCCGACGUACACGGAUUUGACAUGAGCCCGAUGGCAGAGGGUGUUUAUGAGGAUGCAAUCAUAGAAGUUGUUGGUUCCGAGACCCUUCUGAGCGAUACGACAAUCAUUAAGAAUAUCAAUCUUGCGACUGUCAGCCCGCAUCACCUCUCGUUUUCUGCACCGUUUGAGCUCCACGGCACUUCUGUGCGGAAGACCGUCGCACACGCUUUCAUCCUCUACUUCGACAUCUUCUUUACAGAGGAUGGCGCUCAAGUUGGGGCGGGCGUUCGUGCACAUGGAGCACGAGAUGGUGAGCCCGUCUUGGCGGAAGUCUGGCGUCCUGGUUCACCAAGCCGUGCACGCUCACCAUCUCUUCCUCGAUCACCUACACGUACCCAGCGUCUGCGUCGCGCGAGUAGUAUGAAGGUCAAGAAGGAGGAACCGUGGAAGAGCUUCACGACUGGUCCCGAGAACGUCCCGACUCACUGGAAGCAGACGCUAUUCUUGCUGAAGGAACCGAUUGUUGUUCGUGAAGAUACGACUGUGUCUGGAACCUUUCACUGUCGUAAAAGCGCAGACAACUCCCGCGAACUUGACGUUGAGAUUCACUAUGUCGUUCGUGCGACAGAUAGCGAGACAGAUAGUACAGAAGAGAGUGCCAUGUACAUCCAGUCAUUUAAAGUUCGAUAG